Molecule: messenger RNA, 756 nt
Organism: Scheffersomyces coipomensis
Lineage: Eukaryota; Fungi; Ascomycota; Pichiomycetes; Serinales; Debaryomycetaceae
Product: SDR family NAD(P)-dependent oxidoreductase
Exons: 1
Coding region: 1-756 (251 amino acids)
Molecular function (GO): oxidoreductase activity, acting on the CH-OH group of donors, NAD or NADP as acceptor
Source: RefSeq, a predicted model, not a curated record
AUGUCAUUCCUGGGAAGAAAAGCAUUGAUAACAGGAGCUUCAAAAGGGUUAGGAAAAGCUAUAGCGAACCGACUAGCAUCAGAAGGAUGUUCUCUUAAAUUGUUAUCAAGGAAUGAAGACUUACUACGCCAUGAAAUCAAUCAACUUCCGAUAAUCAAUCCAUCACAAACUCAUGAAUAUAUCAGUUUUGAUUUAAAUCAAUUGGCUUCAUCACACAGUAAUGCAAGAGAAUCUGGCAUUUCUGAACUCCUUAAUGAUGUAUCCAUACUUAUUAAUUGUGCCGGUGUCACAAAUCACUCAUUAUUGUAUAGAAUGGACGAGAGUGAAAUACUAUCAACCAUCAACAUAAACUUAUUAGCACCAGUAUUGUUAAGUAGAUUAGCAUACAAACCAAUGAUUAGGAGUCAUUCAAAGACUGAGAACAUUCCCCAAAUAUUGAAUGUAUCAUCAGUACUUUCACUCACUAACACUUAUGUACCAGGUACUUCAGUUUAUGCAGCAAGUAAAGCUGGACUCUUAGGAUUUACCACUGCCUUAGCAGCUGAACUCAAGGGGAAAGUACGGGUUAACGCGUUAUUACCAGGAUUAAUACAAGAAACUGAUAUGGGAACAAGUGCUAAUAUCAAUGAUGAGGUUGGGUCUGUUACUUUGGAUUCGGUCGUUUCAAAAGCAGUUGGGAUAUUAUCAGAUGAAAGUAUAAAUGGUCAAUGUAUAAUUUGUGAUAAUAAUCCUACAAGUAAAAUAGGUCUACCAUAA